AUGCGUGAACCAAAUUUUAGCUCUCCAGCACAAAAUAGAGCAGCUGUUGUUAUCACAUCAACCUUAUAUGAUCGUCGAGCUCUUGAUUGUACAGCAACUCUGCCUCUGGUGAAUUCACUUACUCAUCUUGCCUACAUGACCUCAACAUCACCACGUAUUCGUGAAAUCCUGGCUGCAGAUGGUGGGCUAGAGAGAUUGGUUAAGAUCCUGGCUACUUGCCAACACACAGACAAACAUUCCUUGUGGAAAUGGUCAUUGGCUUUUCAAUGUGUAGUCAACGUGGGUGUACGUGGUACUGAAGCCAUCAGGUCCCGUGUAGUAGAAGCAGGUGCUGUACAUGUUGUUUUGGCUAUCCUUGAAAAUUUCAUGAAUGCACUGGAUCAAGCAAAGAUUGAAAAAGACCAAGAAAGAAAACAACAACAACAACAACAACAACAACAACAACAACAGCAGCAGCAGCAGCAACAACAACAACAAACAAAUCAUCAUUUUCACCAGCAACAUCAAACAGCUUUGUCUUUACCGACGAUGCCGACAUCUUCUUCUUCUACCAAUCUGGUUGAAAAGGAAUUUCCUAUGAACUAUCAUGUUGAUAAUAAUAGAAUUCCCAACAACACCAGUUUGAACAUGCUGUUCGUUAUCCCAAAAAGAAACACCUUCAUGACUCGCACUGGAAAACCAAAACCAAGGCCCUAUACCGCAUCCCUAUCAAGCAUCCCUCUCUUAAACAAUCUCUCAACAGAUGCAAUACUGCAUCGUGAAGAAGACAUUCUACUUUCUCUGCAGUUGCUCGCUUAUCUAUCCAAAUACCCUUUAAUUCGACAAGCCUUCCACUCUAAUCAUCGCCUCAAUGUAUUUUCUGUCGUUGAAAAAUUCACCCAUCGCCUCCAUCCCGCUGCCAUCAUCUAUUGGGCUGGUGUCAUUAUGAGAAAUGCUUGUAGAAAAGACGAAGCCAGAGGAGGUGUUCGACAAUGUGCAAACAUGCAGUGUGGUAAAUGGGAGCGAUUCCCACGCGAGUUUGCCAAAUGCCGUCGCUGUCGAAAAGCCAAAUAUUGCUCGAAAUCAUGUCAGUCAAAAGCAUGGGCUGAUGGCCAUCGCUGGUGGUGCGUUGAAAGACCUCACAACAGCCACCCGCCACCCAAUCCAACAGCAACAUCCUCAAUAACACAAGCCGCUGCAGCUGCAGUCGUUGCUGCUGCUCCGCCUCCACCUCCACCUGCUGAACAAGUCGUUCAUUUGGAAGACAAUGUUACCUCAGAUGUCCUGGCCAUACCCAUUGGUGAACACAACAAUGGACAAGAAACUAAUACCACUCAAACAACUCAACUUAGACGUUCCUCGCUUCCAGUUACUACCAAUGAAAAUCAUCAUACCACACCUACUAUAGCUAGUCGUGCUCCACGUGAUGGAGACCUCUUGUUCAAUUACCAUCAUGCCCAGCGAAGGAAUUCUCGUUCAGUUCGCAGCCUUGCUUCAGGCAGUUCUACUGAAGUAGAAACAGAAAACAAUUCAGACAACAACCGCGAGCGUCCUCGAGAUUUAAUGGAUGUCGACUAA
Molecule: messenger RNA, 1557 nt
Organism: Mucor velutinosus
Lineage: Eukaryota; Fungi; Mucoromycota; Mucoromycetes; Mucorales; Mucoraceae
Exons: 2
Coding region: 1-1557 (518 amino acids)
Biological process (GO): ubiquitin-dependent protein catabolic process; establishment or maintenance of cell polarity
Cellular component (GO): MUB1-RAD6-UBR2 ubiquitin ligase complex
Source: RefSeq, a predicted model, not a curated record